Messenger RNA from Cyprinus carpio (common carp), 1856 nucleotides. It is a transcript of the gene sel1l, whose product is annotated as SEL1L adaptor subunit of SYVN1 ubiquitin ligase. The record is from RefSeq and is a predicted model, not a curated record. Gene Ontology annotation, cellular component: endoplasmic reticulum membrane. Gene Ontology annotation, molecular function: protein binding. Gene Ontology annotation, biological process: ERAD pathway. NCBI's taxonomy places the organism in Eukaryota, Metazoa, Chordata, Actinopteri, Cypriniformes, Cyprinidae.
GUCCUUCUUGUGGCUUUAGCUGUGGACUUUGGAAGUGACAGCUGAAGUACUUCAAGAUGAUGGAGUUGCAGAGGGUGGUGAGUCUCAGAGCACAGAUGAUAAUGAUGGCUCCAAAAUUAUGGCGGGGCAUGCGUAUGUCCCAGAUGCCCAGACCGAGAGCAGUACAACUGACACUGGAGUAGAGAGUGAGGUUGAGGGGGUUGAACAGGAAGACCUUCCGAGUCAACCUCCUCCACCAGAGGAGCGUCAUAAAGAAGUUCCGGUGGCGAUUGGUGGAACAGCCUCUGGAGAGCCCUGCAUCUUUCCUUUUCUUUUCCAAGAGAAAGAGUAUUCGGAGUGCACUACUGAAGGCAGAGGAGAUGGGAGGCUGUGGUGUGCCACAACAUACAACUACAACACUGAUAAGAAAUGGGGCUUCUGUGAAACGGAAGAGCAAGCAGAGCAGAGGCGGUUGGUGGAAGAGGCUGAAGAACAGUACCAGGAUGCAAUAAAGAUGAUUAACAGCACCAACAGAAGGAGCCAGAAGAACGAGUUAUAUGACAGACUCCUGAAAGUUGCAGAGAUGGGUCAUGCCAAGGCCAUGGAGAAGGUGGCAUAUGCCAUGCUGUUUGGAGACUACUUACCCCAGAGCAUUCCUCAGGCAAAGGAGAUCUUUGAGAAACUGGCACUGGAGGGCUCCCCUAAAGCCCAGACUGCACUUGGUUUCCUAUAUGCUGCAGGAUUAGGGGUGAACUCAAGUCAAGCAAAGGCAUUGGUGUACUACACUUUUGGAGCUUUGGGUGGAAACCUAGUAGCUCAUAUGAUUCUGGGCUACAGAUAUUGGGGAGGUGUUGGGGUUCCUCAGAGCUGUGAAUCUGCUCUCACUCACUACAGACUAGUGGCCAAUCAUGUGGCCAGCGAUGUAUCCCUGACAGGGGGCAGUGCAGUACAGCGGAUCCGGCUCUUAGAUGAAGUGGAAAGUCCUGGUUCUAGCAGUGGAAUGCUAGAGGAGGAUUUAAUCCAGUACUACCAGUUCUUGGCUGAGAAAGGAGAUGUGCAGGCACAGGUGGGCCUGGGCCAGUUACACUUACAUGGAGGACGAGGUGUGGAACAGAAUCAUCAGCGAGCAUAUGAGUACUUCAACCAAGCAGCAAAUGCAGGGAACACGCAUGCAAUGGCCUUCCUUGGAAAGAUGUACUCUGAAGGCAGUGAGUAUGUGGCUCAGAACAAUGACACGGCCCUGCAUUAUUUCAAAAAGGCUGCAGAUUUGGGAAAUCCGGUUGGCCAGAGUGGCCUCGGUAUGGCUUACCUGUAUGGAAGGGGUGUUCCUGUGAACUAUGACCUGGCACUGAAGUAUUUUCAGAAGGCUGCAGAGCAAGGCUGGGUGGACGGACAGUUGCAGCUGGGAACCAUGUACUACAAUGGAAUCGGGGUGAAGCGUGAUUAUAAGCAGGCUCUUAAAUUCUUUAACCUGGCAUCUCAAGCGGGUCACAUCCUAGCCUUCUACAAUCUAGCUCAGAUGCAUGCCACGGGGACUGGGGUCAUGCGCUCCUGCCACACUGCAGUGGAGCUCUUCAAGAACGUGUGUGAGCGCGGCCGCUGGUCUGAGAGACUCAUGGCAGCAUACGGAAGCUUUAAGGAGGGCGACAUGGACUCUGCUCUAGUACAGUAUCUACUGCUGUCCGAACAGGGCUACGAGGUCGCCCAGAGCAAUGUGGCCUUCAUCCUUGAUCAAAAGGGAUCACAGAUUUUCAAUGAGAAUGAAACGUACCCACGGGCUUUGCUCCACUGGACCAGAGCAGCUGCUCAAGGUUAGACUGUUCUCUUCAACCCACUCAGUCACUCUAGCAAAAUGCCUAAGUGCUUUGAUGACCUUA